Messenger RNA from Mugil cephalus (flathead mullet), 323 nucleotides. It is a transcript of the gene grinab, whose product is annotated as glutamate receptor, ionotropic, N-methyl D-aspartate-associated protein 1b (glutamate binding). Bases 32 to 310 code for a protein of 92 amino acids. The transcript is spliced from 3 exons. The record is from RefSeq and is a predicted model, not a curated record. Lineage: Eukaryota; Metazoa; Chordata; Actinopteri; Mugiliformes; Mugilidae.
CCUGACAUUCAGUUUGUCCUACUUGGUGGAAAUGAUCGCCAGCUUCCACGACACCGAUUGCGUGAUCACGGCUGUGGGUAUCACAGCAUGUGUUUGCUUCAGCGUGGUCAUCUUCUGUUUGCAGACUGAGUACGACUUCACUUCCCGUCACAGUGUUUUUUUCAUCUCUUUAAUCGUCCUGGUUGGCGUCAGCGUCCUCUGCAUCUUCAUCCGUAACAAGAUUCUGCAGGUUCUGUAUGCUGGUCUCAUGACGUUGCUCUUCACCUGUUGGACACACAACUGCUACUUGCCAACAAGGAGCUGGCCCUGAGUCCAGAGGAGUA